This is a messenger RNA of Rotaria sp. Silwood1, 1725 nucleotides long. Lineage: Eukaryota; Metazoa; Rotifera; Eurotatoria; Philodinida; Philodinidae. The record is from the annotation of a GenBank genome assembly.
AUGCCAUUAAGAGUACGAAAUCUAUUGGAAGAAGUGGGCGAUGAACUCAUUCUUAAAAUUCAACUUGGUCGAACACCUGUUCAAGAUUUUCCUCUUAAAAUACUUGACUUUUUAAGUCAUUCAAAAUUUACCAAUAAACAACUUGAACUUGGUUAUGAUGAAAUCUAUCACAACUAUUUACUCAUUACUAUUCAGAAUAGUCGUGAAUCUCAAGUACUACAACAUAUACUAGGAAAUGCUAGACAAAAUAAAAUUCCUAGCACUAUUCUUAAACUUGAGAAAGCACAACGUAUUGCUCUUAAAUAUCCAUCUAUACCCGACGAAUUGAUUGAUAUAUAUGAUAUUCCAUUAACACGAAAUAAACCAUUAACACUCAAUCGUUUAAUUUCUGUAGCAUCGAAUGUUGACAAAAAUUUUUUCAAAUAUGAUGCUGGUGAAAAUAAUAUGUGUCAAACAUUUGUCGAAAAUAUUAUUGAUAUCAAUGGUUUGAUGUCUAACAUUGUGGAUGAAGCAACAUUGAAUGCUCUCAAACCAAUUGAUGCCAAAGCAUUAAUUUCUUCGCUAGGUAGUCGAUCUAAUAUUGUUAAGAUAGCGACUGAUUUAGGUGCCAAAUUCGACAAAUUAGUAUUUGAUCGUAAGAUCAAAUGGAAAAAAUCGCAACCAAAAGACUUUGCUCUAAUGCGUAGUACCAAUGCCACUGAUUCGGAAAGUACCGACGCUAUAUACAAUACAAUUCUUCAGCUUGAAAAAAAUACUUUAAUAUUUGCAAAAAAGUCGGGAGCCAAAGGAUUAAAGGAUUCGCGAAUGAAAUCCAUUGCACUAAUACUUCGAGAUAAAAGUAAUCUUUCAUCCAAUGACACAACAUGGACAUUUGGUUAUGAACAUGUAUCAGUUCGCCGAUGGAUGUUUAGUCGCAAUCAAGUUAAUCCAAUCUACAAUCUACCCGUCGUAGUGCUCAUCAAUCACACAGAUGGACAUAUCUAUCGAGCUCUAUCACUCACGGAUAAUUUUCUUGACCAGUGGAUGCCAAGAAAUCGACCGUAUGAAGAGUCAAAACGACAUUUACCAGGCAAUCAAUACAAACUAACAUGGCAAGAUCGUGUUUUUACACGAUUCCUUCGGUAUAUGUUCGUAGCCUAUUUUCAUUGUUUUGCUCCACGCAUUCAUCAACUGACACAUUCACUGACUGACCAUUGGUCAAAUUAUUUAUGGGAUAAACAUGAAUGUACUUUAAAUGACGCAGCAGCAAUAUUUAUUUGUCGUGGUGACAAAAUGCCCGAAGAUUCAUUCUGCAUCAAAUAUAAUAGAUGGCGUAACAUAUCAAUGUAUGUCAAAGGAUUAGUUGAUAAAGAACAGGAACUAAAUCAGACAUUCUCAUCAGUAUUUAUUAUGACAGAUGAUGUAUCUGUGAUGAACUCUAUUCAAGAUUAUGCUAAUCCGAACUCGACAGGAAUAGAUGAACCCUACGCAAGAAAGCAUUUGCGUAAUCGACAGUUAAUGUAUAAUAUAUUUGCAUCACAAGCAUGUUUUGAUCCAUUUAAUCGUAUUGGAUUCGAGCAAUUUUUAGUAUCUACGGAAUUCAUUAUUCAGUAUGCUCAAUUUACUGUUGGCCAUUCCGACUCAAAUGUUGGUCGCUAUCUCGAAGAGAUUAUUUACGUGCAAAACCAAUUGAAAGCUUCAGUUCAAUCGAAUUCCUUUGUGACAAAUGCUUCAGAUUCUUUAUAA